Molecule: messenger RNA, 1710 nt
Organism: Nymphalis io (European peacock)
Lineage: Eukaryota; Metazoa; Arthropoda; Insecta; Lepidoptera; Nymphalidae
Product: all trans-polyprenyl-diphosphate synthase PDSS2-like
Exons: 2
Coding region: 8-1216 (402 amino acids)
Biological process (GO): isoprenoid biosynthetic process; ubiquinone biosynthetic process
Cellular component (GO): transferase complex; mitochondrion
Molecular function (GO): prenyltransferase activity
Source: RefSeq, a predicted model, not a curated record
AAGAAUCAUGGCUUUCUCCUACACGGUUUCCCGCGUCUUUAGACGCGCUUCGACGUUCCAUUUUCAAAAACGGCUAGAAUCAACGGUCGCUAGUCUCACGAAGGACGAGAUGAUGUUGCUGUUGCGCCCUCCUUUUUCAAAUUGGAGUAAUAUUAUACGUGAAGCAGAGAAAGUGGUCGGUUAUCCGACAUCGUUUAUGAAUCUGCGAUGUCUGUUAAGUGAUGAAUUCGCUAACUUGGCUCUUUAUCUUCGGAAAUUGAUUGGCAGCAACAAGCUGGUGAUGCAGACAGCGAAGAACGUGCUGUACGGGGACUGCAAGAAUCUCCAGCCGUGGGGCCUCGUCAUUCUCCUGCUAUCGAAGUCCGUCAAAACAUCGAGCACUUCGAAAGCGAUAGAACAAAAACAGAGGGAGCUAGCAGAGCUGACGGAAAUGAUCCGGACAGGACAUCUAAUCCACCGAGGGAUAGUCAACGUACCUUUCGCAAAGCGAUCGAAAGGUACCGAAUCGGCGAUAUUUGGAAAUAAAAUAGCUAUUUUGCUUGGAGAUUACCUGCUAGUGACUGCAAACGCCAUGCUCGCUGGAUUGAGAGACGCUGAUGUUCUAUAUAUAGUAUCAAUCGCUCUCAAAGAAUUAUCUGAGAGCGAAUUUAUUGGGGAUAGAGACGAACAAAACAUGCCUCUACCUGGAAAACCUAAAAUAGCCAAUGACGAUUUCAGUUUAACAUUUGAUACAACAUCGAUGGAAGCCAAUAAUGUCCUGGGUAAGCCAAGGAAAGAAUGGACUGCAAGGACUAUGUUCAGCGGAGUAAGCCUACUAGGCAGGGGAUGCCAAUCAGCAAUGGUCAUCGGCAAACAGAGUCGUGAAAAUCAAAACUAUGCCUACCAUUUCGGCUGUCAUGCUGGCUUGGCAUGGCAAGCCGCUGCAGAAUUACAAGAGUUCUCAUCGGACGGUAAAAAACAGUUUUGCUUGGCAAGUGCUCCCGUGUUAUUUGCACUGGAAAAUAAUCCGGAACUUUAUAAAAUAAUAGAUCAAGCGAAAAACGACGUUAACGACGUCGAUUACGAAGAUUUAAAGUUCAAUAUUCUAAAGACGGACGCUCUUGAUAAAACAAAGAUGCUUUAUGAAGAUCAUACAAAGAAAGCUAUAGCAUUGAUUGAUAAUAUAGGGGAUAACGAAUCUGUUGAUAUGAUAAAGAAAUUGAUAAACACAUUUUAAGACUUUUUAAGACUGAAUCGUAUCAGAUGUUAGAAUUUUAUUUAUAUGAUAAAUACACUUAUGAAAUUAAUUAAUAAAGUGGGCUCUGCAUUAACACAGUUUCAAGUCUGAUGAAAAAUAUAUUUAUCCCGAGUGAGUGAGAAUUUUCUAUGUAAAAAAUUAUAAAAUUAAUAAAUUAUUGCAAGUGUAUACGGAUAGUUUGUUCAUAUAUUGAUAAUUCCGAUACAUAUCGGUGAAUUUUUAGUAAUCUUUUUUGAAUUGUAUCUUGUUAUCCUUUUUUUUCAAAUUAGUAGGUAGACUUGCAAAUGGCGAUAAGUCACCAUCACCCAAAAACAAUAACAUUGCAAGAAAUUUUAACCAUCCCUUGCAUUGUUGCGCCACCAAUGUUGGGAACUAAGACGGUAUAUCCUUUAUGCCUGUAGCCAGUGCGAAGCCAAAAACAAACAAACAUAGGUAUUCCUGCUUGUAGGUGUAAUAAGUGAUGAAUACCUGAA